Messenger RNA from Aphanomyces invadans, 627 nucleotides. RefSeq lists its product as hypothetical. The record is from RefSeq and is a predicted model, not a curated record. Lineage: Eukaryota; Oomycota; Saprolegniomycetes; Saprolegniales; Verrucalvaceae. The coding region runs from base 1 to 627 and encodes 208 amino acids. The transcript has a single exon.
AUGGCGCGCAGCGGUCAUCGCAAAGCAACAGGACGCCCAUCUAUCAAGAACACAGCUCGAACGACACUAUUGUACGAAACAGCCACGCUCACCAUGUCACGCAAGCUCUGUAUUAUGAACGCUGCGAAAGACAACUCAAUUAACUACUCAUUGGACACCUACUUUCCUGGAAUCUCGGGUGCACCGCGUAAGACUGCAUGGAAGCGAAUCUAUCGUUGGGAAAAAUAUCGGUCGUCGAUUGAAGCUGCUGCAAACAAACCAAACCUACAAUUCAUGAAAUCCAUCCGACCUCUUCGAACAUCGACAACACUGGACACUGCCGCCGAAGAAGGACUUGUGGCGUGGGUCAACGAGCUGAGGAGCGAAGGGAUCCCAGUCAGCAAUAUGCUUCUACAGACAAGUGCUCGUGAGGUUGCAAACGACUUGGGUCUUACCGAGAGUCAAUUUCGUGCUGGUUCGACUUGGGUGAAAUCGUUCUUGAACCGGUGGAGCCUAUCCAUGCGAUCGAAAACCAGCGCCGGCCAGUCCAGCGCCGAAGAGGGCGAAGCAAUGCUGACUCAGUUGGCGGACAAAAUCCGGCGCAUUGUUGACACCAAUGGCAUUGAGCUCAUCUACAACGCUGAUUAA